Trifolium pratense (red clover) is the source of this 1568-nucleotide messenger RNA. Its product is annotated as secoisolariciresinol dehydrogenase-like. Lineage: Eukaryota; Viridiplantae; Streptophyta; Magnoliopsida; Fabales; Fabaceae. Gene Ontology annotation, molecular function: oxidoreductase activity. The record is from RefSeq and is a predicted model, not a curated record. Bases 578 to 1405 code for a protein of 275 amino acids. The transcript is spliced from 2 exons.
AAUACCAAUUUUCCAUCAAACAUUGUCUUCUUCAUCUUACCCUAAGCUGUCACAUUUGAGUCUUUACUCCAACGAAUUCCAAAUUUUCUGUUACAAUUAUAUACUUCAAUUGUUAUUUAUUUAAUAGAUUAGGUGACCAAAUUUCCUCAGAUACUCAGAACAGAAGAUGAUAAGAUUCCAACUUAAUUAUUCUUAGUCCAUAGUGGGAGCUAAUUUCGGCUUAUUACAUUGGAUGAUCAGCUGGAAAGUGGAUCAAGACACAUAGCCAGACAAACUAAUGUUGGAAUUUGUGAUUAAUUAUUAUUUUUUAAAUUAAAUAUUACUACCUUUGUAUUAGCACUUCUUGGUUGAUAUUGAUAGCAUGGAAUGAAUGAAACAAAAAAACAUAGAAAAGACUAAAUAUUUUCUUAAUAUACGGUCCUAUAAAAUUAAUUAAUAAUAAAAUGAGAGUGACUUUGGCCUGCAUAAUUGGUGCUAUUAAUUAAGCUCGUUUUAACAUUCUAAUAUACUGAUCCUUUCUACCUUUCCUUCAUUUUCUCAUAGUUUUCUCUCAUUUUCUCAUAUAGAUAUAGAUAUCAUGGCAAGUUCAAGCCCCGCCGCAGUCAGCAGAAGACUGGAAGGAAAAGUGGCGUUGAUAACCGGAGGAGCUAGUGGAAUCGGCAAACGCACUGCAGAGAUAUUCGUAGAACAAGGAGCCAAAGUAGUGAUCGCAGACAUCCAAGACGAACUUGGACACUCAGUUGCUCAAUCCAUAGGAUCGUCAACAUGUUUAUAUGUACACUGCGAUGUCACUGAUGAAAACCAAAUCAAAAACGCUGUGGACACAACUGUACAAACGUAUGGAAAACUCGACAUCAUGUUCAACAAUGCUGGCAUAGGUGGCCCUAACAACUCUCGAAUCAUUGACAACGAUAAAGCAGAUUUCGAACGUGUACUAAGCGUCAAUCUCACAGGUGUUUUCCUCGGCAUCAAACACGCAGCACAAGCCAUGAUCCCAGCUCGUACCGGUAGCAUUAUAAGUACUUCUAGCAUAAGCUCUUAUGUUGGUGGUGCUGCCUCACAUGCUUAUUGUUGUGCAAAGCAUGCUGUGGUUGGUUUAACUAAAAAUGCAGCAGUUGAACUCGGACAAUUUGGGAUUAGAGUUAAUUGUUUGUCUCCUUACGCUUGUGCAACUCCUUUGGCAACACAAUUUGUUGGAUUGAACGACGAUAUGCUUGAAAGUACCAUGAGCUUGUUGGCUAAUCUUAAGGGUGUGACAUUUAAAACCGAUGAUGUCGCAAAUGCAGCACUUUAUUUUGCUAGCGAUGAUUCGAGGUAUGUGAGUGGCCAUAAUUUGCUCAUAGAUGGAGGGUUUAGCAUUGUUAAUCCAUCCUUUCACAUGUUCCAAUAUUCAUCAGAGUCUUGAUUUUGUUUGCUAUCAUGAAGCAAUUAAUAAUUAUGAAGAAGCUAGAAUAAGGAAUCAUAUUAGCUUUGGUUGUUAUGUUGUACUGUUGCUACAAAUGCUUAGGCUUCUUCUGUAACUUAUGCUUUGGCUUUAUGAGUCUUUGACAAGGUCCUAUUACUUUUGA